Botrytis byssoidea is the source of this 777-nucleotide messenger RNA. RefSeq lists its product as uncharacterized. The transcript has a single exon. NCBI's taxonomy places the organism in Eukaryota, Fungi, Ascomycota, Leotiomycetes, Helotiales, Sclerotiniaceae. The record is from RefSeq and is a predicted model, not a curated record. The coding region runs from base 1 to 777 and encodes 258 amino acids.
AUGUCGAAGGAUCUGGGAAAUGACCCGAAUCGCCUAGGCUUGAAUUAUGGGAAUAAAGCAAGUAAAGUAACUAAAUCUUCGUCGACACCUUUUCAGAGGAUUCAAGAUAAAAUCAAAGAGUUGGAACGAAGUUUAGAGAAGCAACGCAAUCAAAACGAGAAGAUUCAAGACAAUGUCAAGGGUUUUGAACAGCGUUUAGAGGAACAAUACGAUCAAAAUGAGAAGAUGCAAGAUGAGAUGAAAGACUUGAAACAGCGUUUAGAGGAACAUUCUACUCGAAACGAGAAGAUUCAAGAUACGACCAAAAAGUUGGAGCUAUCUUUAGAGGAGCAGUACAAUCAAAACGAGAAGAUGCAAGAUAAGAUCAAGGACUUGGAAAGACGUCUGGAGGAGCAAUACUGUCAAAAUGAGAUGAUACAGAAGACCCGAGAUCAGAGAUUCGAGUACUACAAUGGUAAAAUAGAGAAGCUGGAUGAAUCGGUCCAAAAAUUGACUAAUUGGACAUCGCAGUUGAAGGAUCGUAUUGAUGAAGAUUUUCAAAUGCGGGAUCAAGAAACGGAUAACCUCGAUGCAGUGCAGAAUGUCCAGCAUACAAUGCAAAAGGUCCUUGCCACUGUCAUGGAACAGCAGCAUAAGCAUAUAUCGGACACGAUUGAGUUUCAAACUCGGCUACCAGAUAUGAUACAAAGAGAAUUAUCUAUUCAAAGAAUGUUCGAUCCAGAACCACGACUCGACAGAGGCCCAGAUGUAUAUGCCAAACCCACCCAGUAUGAAUAA